AUGGCCCCAAAAGGAGAAACCGUCCCUGUACCUCAUAUGCCAUCUGGCGACCAAUCUGGCUUCAUGUCGAGAAUGGCGACCAAAGCUAAAGACACAGAGGCUCACAAGAAUACCGUCGACUCAUAUGCUCAAUUCUGGGAUGCCGACCAUAAGAACCUUGCAAACACUGAGGAAUCUAUUGCAAACCGUCGUGAAAAAUAUGCUCAAUUGACAAACCAUUACUAUGACUUGGUUACUGACUUUUACGAAUAUGGUAUGACGGAUCCUGUACCUGAUUUAUACAAUCAUUUGCGGUCAAAGAGGGAUGAAGCUGGAUGGGGUCAAUCCUUCCACUUUGCUAGAAUGUUCCAAGGUGACACUUUCGUGCAGGCUAUUGCCCGUCAUGAGCAAUACUUGGCAGCUAGAUUGGGCUUGAAGCCUGGAAUGACUGCUAUUGAUAUCGGAUGUGGUGUCGGUGGUCCCAUGCGCGAAGUCAUUCGAUGCACUGGUGCUAAUGUCAUUGGUCUAAACAACAAUGCAUACCAAGUAGAACGUGCCAAUAAAUUAAACAAGUCUAUGAAGUUAGAGGGAUACGGAAAGGCCAUCAAGGGCGAUUUCAUGAAGAUGCCCUUCCCAGAUGCACACGUUGAUGCUGCUUAUGCUUUCGAAGCCUGUGUACAUGCUCCUCGUUUGGAAGGUGUAUACUCUGAAGUCUUCCGUGUGUUGAAGCCUGGAGGAUACUUUGCCAACUAUGAAUGGGCUACCACUGCCAAAUACGAUGAAAACAACUUGGUCCAAAAGAAGAUUAUCAACGAGAUUGAGGAAGGCGACUCUCUUCCCAAGCUUUACACCAUUGAGCAAGUCAAGGCUGCCAUUCGAUCUGUCGGCUUUGAAUUGAUUGACUGCCAAGACUUUGCUGACCCAGAUGCUCCCAUGUCUUCUGGCCAAGAACCUUGGUACUCUCCUCUACAAGGAUCUUACUCUCUUCAAAUGGAUCAGUUAUACAGAUGGCGCAUGAAUCCCGUUGGUCGAAUAAUGACAUCUAUCUUCACCUGGUUUAUGGAAUUGGUCCGCCUAGCUCCACCAGGAACGUGCAAGGUCUCACUGUUGCUAAACCUCGCCGCCGCAGCGCUGGUGAAGGGUGGUGAAGAGCACUUGUUUACUCCUAUGUUUUUCUUCUUGGCACGAAAGCCCGAAACCCCAGCAGCUGGAGGUGGUAGACAACGUGCAACCAACGGUGCUAGCCAUUAA
Messenger RNA from Synchytrium microbalum, 1230 nucleotides. RefSeq lists its product as uncharacterized. NCBI's taxonomy places the organism in Eukaryota, Fungi, Chytridiomycota, Chytridiomycetes, Synchytriales, Synchytriaceae. The transcript has 6 exons. Gene Ontology annotation, molecular function: sterol 24-C-methyltransferase activity. Gene Ontology annotation, cellular component: endoplasmic reticulum. The record is from RefSeq and is a predicted model, not a curated record. Gene Ontology annotation, biological process: ergosterol biosynthetic process. The coding region runs from base 1 to 1230 and encodes 409 amino acids.